UUCAAAGAUCCUAUGGUGUACCAUCCGAGGGAUGAUUCCGCAUAAGACUAAGCGCGGUGCUGCUGCUCUUGGCCGACUGAAGGUUUUUGAAGGGGUGCCUACGCCGUAUGAUAAAGUGAAGAGGAUGGUUAUUCCUGAUGCUCUCAGGGUUUUGAGGCUCCAAGCUGGUCACAAGUACUGCUUAUUGGGAAAACUUUCAUCUGAGGUUGGAUGGAAUCAUUAUGACACUAUCAAGGCCCUGGAGAAUAAGAGGAAGGAGAGAGCCCAGGCAACAUAUGAGAGGAAAAAGCAAUUGACCAAGUUGAGGCUCAAAGCUGAGAAGGCUGCAGAAGAGAAACUUGGUUCUCAGCUUGAUAUUCUUUCCUCUGUCAAGUACUGAAUCUAUACAAAAGGCAGAUGAUUAGAAUGGAUUUUUCAUGUCUAAAGGGCUCCUGAGAAUGCUAGCUGGGAGAUUUCCGUUUUUUUUGUUUACUGCGAUUUAGGAACAUCUUGUUACAUCUGUUGGACAUCUUGAGCUAUUGCGGUGUUAACU
Molecule: messenger RNA, 532 nt
Organism: Cuscuta epithymum
Lineage: Eukaryota; Viridiplantae; Streptophyta; Magnoliopsida; Solanales; Convolvulaceae
Source: the annotation of a GenBank genome assembly